Messenger RNA from Indicator indicator, 1971 nucleotides. Its product is annotated as beta-galactosidase-1-like protein 2. The record is from RefSeq and is a predicted model, not a curated record. The coding region runs from base 1 to 1971 and encodes 656 amino acids. Gene Ontology annotation, molecular function: beta-galactosidase activity. Gene Ontology annotation, biological process: carbohydrate metabolic process. NCBI's taxonomy places the organism in Eukaryota, Metazoa, Chordata, Aves, Piciformes, Indicatoridae. The transcript is spliced from 20 exons. Gene Ontology annotation, cellular component: vacuole.
AUGUGGCCGUGCGGCGGGUGGCGGCAGCGCCGCCUCGGGGGCUUCGCGUUGGUCAUCUUCAUGCUGUGGCUGCUGCUGCGCAGGUAUUACCCAUGCCAGCUGCCUGUUCUUUCAGAGCCCUGUGAGAAUGCUGUGCUACACAGGUUUAACUGGAGCGAGCUGAUCCCUCUGCGGCUGCGGGGGAGGACCCUGGGCUUGCAGACAGGAGGCUCCCAGUUCCUGCUGGAGGGAAUGCCCUUCCGCAUCUUCGGAGGCUCUGUCCACUACUUCCGAGUGCCCAGGGAGUACUGGGAAGACAGAAUGCUGAAGAUGAAAGCCUGUGGCUUGAACACCCUCACCACGUACGUGCCAUGGAACCUCCAUGAACCAGAAAGAGGGAAGUUUGACUUCAGUCAAAACCUGGAUCUAGAGGCCUUCCUUUCACUGGCAGCUAAAAAUGGACUCUGGGUGAUUCUGCGUCCUGGACCUUACAUCUGCUCUGAAUGGGACCUUGGUGGUCUGCCCAGUUGGCUACUGCAAGACCCAGAGAUGCACCUGAGGACGACGUACAAGGGCUUCACAGAAGCUGUGGAUGCCUAUUUUGAUCAUCUCAUGCCCAUUGUUGCCCCUUUUCAGUACAAGAGAGGAGGCCCCAUCAUUGCAGUCCAAGUGGAGAACGAGUAUGGUUCCUACGCCAAAGACCCAAACUACAUGGCCUAUGUCAAAAGGGCUCUGUUAAAGAGAGGGAUUGUGGAGCUGUUAAUGACCUCAGACAACAAGAAUGGGCUGUCUCUUGGCUUGGUGAAAGGAGCACUGGCCACUAUUAACUUUCAGAAACUGAACCCUGGGCUGCUGAAAUACCUGGAGAGAAUACAGAAAAAUCAGCCAAAGAUGGUGAUGGAGUACUGGACUGGAUGGUUUGAUAGCUGGGGAGGACCCCACUACGUCUUUGAUGCAGAUGUAAUGGUGAAUACUGUUGCAAGCAUCCUCAAACUAGGAGCAUCCAUCAAUCUCUACAUGUUUCAUGGAGGCACCAACUUUGGCUUCAUGAAUGGUGCUUUGCAGGCUGAUGAAUACAAAGCAGAUGUCACAAGUUAUGACUAUGAUGCUGUGCUGACAGAGGCUGGGGACUAUACCUCCAAAUUUUUCAAGCUGCGACAGCUCUUCAGCACCAUCAUUGACCAGCCUCUUCCUCUGCCUCCCAUGAUUGAGAGCAAGGCAUCCUAUGGUGCAAUCCUGAUGCAUCAGUACAUCUCCCUCUGGGAUGUGUUACCAGCUCUUCUGCAGCCCAUCAAGUCAGAGUUCCCCAUUAACAUGGAGAACCUGCAUCUGAACAGGAGCAGUGGGCAGUCCUAUGGCUAUGUGCUCUAUGAGACCAUCAUCUUCGGCGGGGGACAGCUGCAGUCACGGAACAAUGUCCGAGACCGAGCGCAGGUGUUUGUUAACACUAUGUAUGUUGGGGUGCUGGACUACAACACAGUGGAGCUCACCCUUCCUGAAGGACAGGGAUUCAGGCAGCUCAGGCUGCUGGUAGAGAACCGUGGUCGUGUCAAUUAUGGCCUGGCACUGAACGAGCAGAGGAAAGGCUUAAUUGGUGAUGUCUUCUUGAAUAAAACCCCCUUGAGGAACUUCAAGAUUUACAGCUUGGAGAUGAAACCGAGCUUCCUGGAAAGCCUGAAGCACACUGCUGGAUGGAGUUCAGUCCCAGAUUACUUUGUGGGUCCAGCUUUCUUCCGUGGGAGGCUGUGGAUAGAGCAUCAGCCACAGGACACUUUCCUGAAGCUCCAGGGCUGGGAAAAAGGAGUUGUGUUUGUCAAUGGGCAGAACCUGGGCCGCUACUGGAAGAUUGGACCUCAGGAAACUCUCUACCUUCCUGGCCCCUGGUUAUGGAAAGGGAGCAAUGAGGUUGUUGUGUUUGAGGAGCACACUGCAGGGAGGAUCAUCCAGUCUGUGGACAUCCCUUCCUUAGGAAGGAGCCAGUAUGUGGACUGA